This is a messenger RNA of Diabrotica balteata, 1023 nucleotides long. The record is from the annotation of a GenBank genome assembly. Lineage: Eukaryota; Metazoa; Arthropoda; Insecta; Coleoptera; Chrysomelidae.
AUGGCACUACAAUGGGAAGACAAGGAAGUUAGAUUUGAUAUACCAUAUUCGAAAAUGAAGCUAAUUAACGGAGAAAAGGUGAUAGAUAAACUAGAUAAUAUCGAGGAUACCAAAGGUAACAGUGGUUUCAGAGGUAGACUGAUUAUCACAAAUAUUAGAGUUUUAUGGCAUUCAUCAUCUAGUCCACGUAUCAAUUUAUCCCUAGGAUUUGGAUGCAUCUUAUCUACAAAUACUAAGAUGGUUAAUUCGAGAUUACGAGGUACAACACAGGCUUUGCAGGUUUUAACACUGUCCAGAGGAACUCGAUAUGAAUUUAUUUUUACAAAUUUGGUACCAGGAAAUACACGACAUUUUAUUUCAGUUAUGGGCGUCCACAAAGCAUAUAACUCUUCUAAACUCUAUAGGGAGUUAAAAUUAAGAGGAGCUGUUGUUCAUAACAAACAGCUCAAAAUUCUACCUUUGGAGCAGGUAGUAUCAACUGUCAGUGGUGUAUGGAACUUAUCAAGUGAUCAAGGUAGCCUUGGGACCUUUAUAGUAACAAACGUCAGAUUCGUAUGGUUUGCAGAUGUCAACGAAGGAUUUAAUAUAUCUCUGCCGUAUUUGCAAAUCGAUACCAUUGCCAUAAGAGAUUCAAAAUUUGGAACUGCACUUGUUAUAACAAGCUCAGAGUCGAGUGGACUGUACGUUUUAGGCUUUAAAGUAGAUCCAGAAGAGAAACUUAAAAUACUGUUUAAAGAACUCUCUUCUUUACAUACUGUUUAUACCACUAAGCCUACUUUUGGAGUGGAAUAUAAAUGGACAUCUUCACAGAAUACAAAAGAACACAAUAAUAAUAUAAUUGCGGAAUUUGAAGCAUUCGAUGAAAGUAAAAAUGAAAUAUCAAAUUCUAUAUCUGCUUAUUUAGCUGAUGAAGGUCAUUCCAAGGACAGACUACCAGCGUUUUGUCCCGAAUUGGGACUAGCUGUUGAGUCUAUUAAAGAGGGAUAUACCUUGCAAAAACUUUGGGAAGUCAUACCUUCAUAA